Messenger RNA from Trichogramma pretiosum, 3927 nucleotides. RefSeq names its product sarcalumenin-like. The transcript has 10 exons. The record is from RefSeq and is a predicted model, not a curated record. The coding region runs from base 256 to 2763 and encodes 835 amino acids. Lineage: Eukaryota; Metazoa; Arthropoda; Insecta; Hymenoptera; Trichogrammatidae. Gene Ontology annotation, molecular function: GTP binding.
CGGGCCAGUUGGCCACUCGUCGUCUUUUACCUUUCUACAAUUUUUUUACGUUCUUUCCUCUUCGUUUUUGUAUUUAUAUUUCUAGUCUGUAUUCACAUAUUAUCUGUAUAUAACCUUUAGUAUAUAUACUUGUAUGUGCUUACAUAUAUACAUAUGUGCAGUGAAAUCGGUGCAGAAGAUAGCUACCACCGCAUUAAAGCGUGACACAGUCCUGGCCGCGGCCAGUGCCAGUGUGGUUUUUCAACGAGACGCGCCAUGAGGGCCGCUUAUGUAUUGGCGGGCCUCCUCAUAAGCCUUCUAGUCUUCAACUUGCCUGGUACGCAAGGUGAGGAACUUGAAACAGUUCCAUCAGAGGCACAAUGUCGACCAUAUAUCGAGAAAGCUUUAAAACAUUUAGAAACAGAUGGAUCUCAUGAAAGUGAGAGCGCCGAAGUUAUUGAUCUUACCGACGAAGGAAAUGAAAUUAUCCAUGAUGACACAGAAUCUAGUAACAAGGUUAAACGGGAAAUUUCAAAUGAAAAUGAAAAUGUUGAAACUUUGGAGAGCGAAGAACCAGAAGUUGCACCAGAUCAAGAAACUGUCGAAAUUACGAACGAAGUAGAAAAUCCAGAACAAGAAGAGGGUGUAAAUGAAGUUGAAUCUGAAGUAACGGAAGAACAAUCGCAAGAAACUGAGGGGACACUUGACAAAUCUGAAGAUACACACGAAGCUGAAGAAAUAAAGGAGGAAGAAAUAAAGGAGGAAAAUAGCACCGAUGAGGAAGUAACUGUUCAAGAUAAUACUGGAGAAGAAGAAGAAGGCACUCAUGAGGAAGAAGUAACUCAUAGCGAAGAAGGUACUCCCGAAGAAGAAAAUUCCCACAGCGAACAAGAAACUUCACACGAAGGCAGCGUUCAAGAAGAGAAUGCGAGCGAACAAGACAAUCUUGCCGAAAAAUCAGAAGAAGCCGAAAGCACUCAACAGGAAGUUGAAGUAGAAGAAAAUAAAACGGUUGAAAGUGGUACUGAUAAUACAAUUGAAGAAGAAAAUAUUAAUGAACAAGUUAAAAGCGAUGAAGUACCAGAAUCCACAGCCGACGUUGGAGAAAAAAGCGAAGAAAGUGAAAAGCCAGUACAAGAGGAAGAAGUACUAGUUGAAGAUGCUAAACUUGUAGCAGAAGUACCUGAAAGUGUUGAGACUGCCGAGGUUUCGAAUGAAGAAGAUAAAAAAAGCCAAGAAACGGUACAAGAAACUGGUAGUACAGAAGAGAUUCAAUCAGGCGAAGAUGCUGGUAGUGGAUCGGGCAGUGGAGAAGGUGAGAUUGUUGAAGACUCAAGUCCAGAAGAAGAAGAGCUCAUAAUGGAAAUAGAAAUACCCGAAGUACUCAGGCCACGAGACCAUAUUGGUCAAUUACUGAAAUUGGACGAAGAUAUGGAAGAAAAAGAAAAAGCAGUUGACCAGAUAGCACAAGUAGUUUUGAGAGAUCUGAAGAAACUUUACGACAAUGCUAUUAAACCUCUAGAAACUUUAUACAAAUACAGAGAUCUCAGCAAUCGGCAUUUUGGAGACCCAGAGAUUUUUUCUAAACCGUUAGUACUUUUUAUGGGGCCGUGGAGUGGUGGCAAAUCAUCCAUUAUAAAUUAUUUGUUAGAUAUUGAGUACAAGCCAACCUCUUUGAGGACAGGAGCUGAACCUUCACCUGCAUACUUCAAUAUUUUAAUGCAUGGAGAAGAGGAAGAAGUACUUGAUGGAACGCAAUUAGCUGCAGACUGGACCUUUUCUGGACUACAGAAAUUCGGUCAAGGUCUGCUCGACCGUCUCAAGGGAUAUAAGUUAAAAAACAAAUUAUUAGAAAAAGUCAAUAUCGUUGAAAUUCCUGGGAUUUUGGAAAUUCGCAAACAAGUCCAAAGAAUGUUUCCAUUUAACGACGCUUGUCAAUGGUUUAUCGACAGAGCAGAUAUCAUAUUUUUAGUUUAUGAUCCAGCUAAACUUGACGUUGGCCCGGAAACUGAAGCUAUCCUAGAUCAGUUGAAAGGUCGUGAAUAUCAGACUAGAAUUAUUCUCAACAAAGCUGAUCAAGUAAAACCAGAAGAAUUAAUGAGAGUCCAAGGGGCUCUGAUCUGGAAUAUUUCCCCGCUUAUGUCAAGCGCUGAACCACCAAUAAUGUAUUCAGCUUCACUGUGGUCCAUACCUUAUGAGGCUGGUUCUCCAACGAGAUUGCUCUAUGCCCAGGAGCGGGCUUUUCUACGUGACCUUCGUUCCGCUAUCGACAAAAGAGUCGAGCACAAAAUUGCUAGCGCUCGAAGAUUUGCGGUACGAGUACGUAAUCAUGCAAAAAUGGUCGACUGUUAUCUCACUACUUAUUACAAUCAUAAGUCAUUCUUUGCUAAAAGGAAAGAAGUGAGCGAUAACAUAAUCGAAAAUCCUCAAGACUAUCACAUUUAUGAAGGACUCAGUACACUGACGAAUAUUUCACGCUACGAUCUACCGGAUCCCGAUGUCUAUCGCGAUUUCUUCAGGCUGAACAACUUAUACGAUUUCCCAUUACUGAGUACAACUUGUACAUACUUUAAAGGUUGCCCAAUCAAUAGACUUGACGUCGCCAUUGCCUAUGAUCUGCCCGAACUCGUUGGAAAAUAUAAAAAAUCUGCGGAAGCUGCCCAACAUAUUCAAGAAGUUACAUCCGAGCAGGUUGAUGCAAAAGCACAAGCACCUCAAGCCGCAGCGCAACAACAAAAUAAGCCAGCAGCUAGAAGCGGCGCGUCUAGCAUAUCUUUCAGAUGAAUUCGUAUCAAGUGAUUGAAAUAUCGAAAAACUUUUAAUUUCACGGAAAAAUUAUUAAACUUUUAGAUAUUCAUUAAAAUUGUAAAUUAGUUUAAAAAAUUGAAGGGUGUAAUUGGAAAAUUCAAUAGUUAGAACGACCCAUUCGAAAUAUAAUUAAUAUUAUCUUCGAACAUUUUCAAGCUGAACCAUGAUUUUGGUCUGAGUGAAUGAAAAUUUCACUUAAGCUAAAAAUAAAAAGUAUUUGAACAAAUAAGUGUAUGAUGGUUAGCUGGCCUGCCAUUGUAAGUAAUGACAAUUACCAAAAAAGAUACAUGAAACUGAUAGUUGCAUAUACUCAAAAAUUAGUAUCAAAAUAUUGUACACAGAAAAUUGAUUCUUAUUCAUAUAUAUUUACUUUGAGAACGUGUGUAAAAACAAAAGCAAAAAUGUGAGAGAAAGAAAGAGAGAGAGAGAAAGCUAAAAAUUACACAUGAAUCAAGUUGAAAAAAGUGCCCAUAGAUGUGUUUCACACAAGAAAUUAUGAAAUUCAUAAAAGAAAAUUUAUGCCAAUCUCCAACAAUCUUGUUCAUUCACUACAGUAAAUAUUCGAACUUUACACUGUCACUGUUACCAUGGAUAUUGCACAUUUGUAGAUAUAUUUUGAUGUUUAAUACAUUAUUUCAUUUAUGCUUCAAGUGAUAACGAAUUAUAGUCAAAUAAUCAUUAAUAAAUGAAAGGAUUAUUCAAUUUAUCGUGCAUCCACUAACACUUUUAAUUAGUUUUUUCUUUUUAAAUGAGCAAAGAAUCUAUUGGCAGAGGCAAAUUUAUUAACAAUAAUAUCAAGCAUUUUUGUUGUGUUGUUUUUGCAAGUUCCUUCCCCAUGAAGAUUUUUAAUUUAGCAUAUAAUAGUAGGUUAAUGAUUUUAGGAAGAAUGAAACUAUCUAAGUUCUAUAGUUGGUCUUAUAGAUGUAAUAAAUAUAACAUGUAAUGCAUGUUUAAUCCAUGCCAUUACUCAACUUUAGAGUAUUUACAUUUCCUUAAUUUGGUAAGCUUAUUAUAAGAAAUAAUAAAUAAAGUAUCAAGUCGCUUAAUUUUAUUGAUACACUCUACCAAUUUUAAGGAAUAUUUAUAGUACUCUUUCAAAUAAAUUUUUUCUAAAUAUAAGGAUUCUCAUGGAACAAGUAA